AUGAGUAAACAUGUCCCAACCGAGAUAUGGGACUCAGGACCCCAUCACGAUGUUACUAAUUGGCUUGUACAACUUCAGGGAAACGCAAUUCAAUCUCCCGUUUUAGAUUCUUCUCUCAUGGCCUUCUUCUCUGGGAGAGUAGGUCAUAUGCAAGGAGACUGGGACUUGGUUGCUAGAAGCCACUCUAAAUACAUUGAUGGUCUGGCUUAUCUUCAGCGCGCUCUUAAUCAUUCUUCAGAUCGGGUUUCUGAUGAGACGCUUGCGGCUUGUAUGGCGUUGAGCUUUUAUGAGCUUAGUGAGGGGCCUGGUGGGGCGGAUAAUGCCUUUGGGGCUCAUUUUAAGGGUGCUAUGAUGCUUUUGAAGAUGCGUGGGCCUGAGGCUUGUGCGGGUUCGCCGCUUGGGCAUGCUUUGUUUUUGGCUUUGAGGGUUCAAAUUGUGAGUUACGGAUUUUGA
Molecule: messenger RNA, 453 nt
Organism: Penicillium angulare
Lineage: Eukaryota; Fungi; Ascomycota; Eurotiomycetes; Eurotiales; Aspergillaceae
Product: c6 zinc finger domain containing protein
Exons: 1
Coding region: 1-453 (150 amino acids)
Source: RefSeq, a predicted model, not a curated record